This is a messenger RNA of Oreochromis niloticus (Nile tilapia), 4837 nucleotides long. It is a transcript of the gene fbxo46, whose product is annotated as F-box protein 46. Gene Ontology annotation, molecular function: protein binding. Gene Ontology annotation, biological process: intracellular signal transduction. Bases 543 to 2843 code for a protein of 766 amino acids. NCBI's taxonomy places the organism in Eukaryota, Metazoa, Chordata, Actinopteri, Cichliformes, Cichlidae. The transcript is spliced from 3 exons. The record is from RefSeq and is a predicted model, not a curated record.
CUUAUGCAGCUGCUUGUCAACAAGAUGGCCUUCCUCCUCUCGCCGUUUUGACACUGAUUAUUUUGGUAUCCCCGAGAACAUACCGUAAAAAGCUUGUGUCACUUCUAAAUAGAUAGUGGUCGAGCGGCUGUUGAUAGUCCUAACAAGGCCUACGGUCAGCUAGACUGUGUCCAGAGAGCUGACAAGCACGCCAUCCUCGUUGGUUGCCACCACUUAGACAAGGUUGAUAAAUAGAAAGUAGCUGCUGGCUAAUGACGACGUUAGCCUGCGAGUGAGCUAGCUUAGCUACGUGGACACGGAUAGUUAACUCGUGUCACCUGCAUUUGACCAGACAGACUGGUCUGGUUGGAGCGAAAUUCAGCGAGGAGACACUUGUCAUCGACAGCCUGUUGGUUAAGAAGGUUGUCUGCUUCAGUUAAAACCACUGAGGUUGUAUGCCCAGCGCCCAUCAGGUUGGCUCUAGGACAGGGAGCCGACAAUGAAAACUCCGGGUGUUUGCUGGCCAGUGUAGAUGCCGAUAUGCCACGGUGGUCCGCAUCCUGAUGGACCGAGACACCUUCUCCCACAUCCGGCUGUGGUGCCCACGCCCCUUUGGCACCUACUCCCAGAACAAAGCUAGGAAUCCAGGCUCAGGGGGCAGUGGUGGAGGUAGUGGUGGUGUGGCAGGGUCCCCCUCCCUCUGCAAGUCUGAGCCCUCUUCAGGUGCCAGAAAUGAGGAUGUAGGGAUGAUAGUGGGGGUGCACGAGCAGAAUGGAGAAGAGGAGGAUGUGGGUUCAGAGAACACUCCACCUGAACCUGAGCUUGACUCCAGCUCCCUCACACAGAACCAGGCUACUCAACCCCCUUCAGCCCCUCCUACACCACCCUCCUCUGGGUCCCAGAUGGAAGAUGGCCGUGUGUUGUUAGACACCUGGUAUGUCAUUAAGCCUGGUAAUACCAAGGAGAAGAUUGCCUUCUUUGUUGCACACCAGUUCAGUGGAGCGGGACAGCCUAGACCCAGUGCAAUGAAGGUCAAAGGUAACUGGGCAACUGACUGCAGUAAAGCGAAAAGGCGGAGGCGAUGUUCAUCCUAUGACCCUCCGACACGCUCCCAAGCCUCAGAGUCACUUCUCAGCAAUGACCCCUCCCAUACACCUCCCAGCCCUGAUGAACCACAGCUGGGAGGGGUGAAUGAAACGGACCUGCUUUCAGUUGCAGAGAUGGUUGCCUUGGUUGAGCAGAGGACUGCCAUGGCCCUUCAAGGGAUUGUGGGUGUUCAUGGUAACCAACAGCACCACCAGCCCUCUAUUACCACUCAGAGCCCGGGCCUUACCCACCACCAGCACACUCUUCUGCGGGGCACAGUGUCAGACCCCUCUCCUAUGGUUUUUGUGUCAGACAGUUCCAGUGGUCAACCCUCCAAAGAGGUCCAGAAGUCGUCAUCUCCCAUCCAGACAGACCAGCAGCUUGAGGAGCAGCAGCAGGAGUCAUUCAGGGUUGCCCAGGCCAUUGCACACUUUGAGUCCCAGAACCUGGAGAAUCAGCUCCAUCUGGGCCCUGGUUCUGGCAUAGAGUCCUGUAAUCAAGACAGGGGAAGGGAGUGUAGGAGAGGAGGUGAGUCUGGUACGGUAACACCUCCUCCACCCCCCAGCCACAGUCAUGGUGAGGUUAGGAUAGCUUUCAGAGUGUCAAAUCUGGACCCGCGGUCUCAACUGGAGCCAGCUGGCAGGUCCCGCUGUAUGUUUAUGAGCUGUGGUGGUGGGAGUAAUCAGGCAGCAGCCAGGGCCAAAGAGAAAAUUACCUGUGACCUAUACCAGCUCGUCAGUCCCUCAUCAAGAGACCCUAGUAGUCUGCUGCUUGCUGCCACAACUGCUUCCCCGAAACCAGAUGGAGACCUCCAUCACCCAGACAGGCCGGCCUGUGGCAGCCCAGACCCAACCCAGGAGCUCUCUUCUGGGGAGAAGAAGGCUGUAGGUGUAGGAAGGGAGCGAGUGACUGGUUUCCAUGUGGAGGUGGUGGUGACAGGUGCUGUGGAUCAGUGUGUGUUUUAUGGCAAGGACAGUACAGAGAAUGUGCAGGAGGAGACUGUAUGUUUUGCUAUGCCUAGUGGGGGAGGGGGCAGUGGGGGUGUUGGAAGCUCUACUGACCCCUCAUGUGACGAUCCCCCUCCUGGACAGCUCUUUUUCCUUCAGCCCCCUCGGGCUGAGGAGGAGGAUGUAAAAGGAACGGGCCCUGGCAGUGGGUCAGGAAUGUGCUCUUUGGACUGCGCCAACAACAACAGUCCUGGGGCAGGGGUGGCAGUGGGCUCAGGGGAGCGGGCGACCCGACCAGACUCUCCUAGCGUUGGAGAAGACUGUUCAGACCCUUCACUGUGUCGCCUCUACCGUCACGUUUCCCAUGACUUCCUGGAGAUCCGCUUUCAGAUUCAGCGACUCCUUGAACCUCGACAGUACAUGCUACUGCUCCCUGACCACAUCAUGGUCAACAUCUUCAGCUACCUACCAACACGCUCGCUGGCAGCCCUCAAAUGCACCUGCCACUACUUCAAGGUGUUGAUUGAGACGUAUGGGGUGCGAGCUGUGGAUUCACGGUGGAAUCAAGACCCUCUCUAUAGAGAUGACCCCUGCAAGCAAUGUAAGCGACAAUAUGAGCGCGGGGAUGUUUCUUUGUGCCGUUGGCACCCCAAACCUUACCACCAUGACCUGCCUUAUGGACGUUCCUACUGGAUGUGCUGCCGGCGUACAGAUAAGGACACGCCAGGCUGCCGUGUUGGACUCCAUGAUAACAACUGGGUCCAGCAGCCUGCUGAUGGCUCUCAACCCAUCCGCACCAAGCGGGAAGACAGGAGGGAGGAAGCUAGGUAGAGAAGAAAGGGCACACCUCACAUACACCAACUCUCAUCUCAUUCUGUGCACCUCCUUCUUUCCCACUCUCAUCUGAUCAGAGGACAAACAGGAACAGAGAGGAUCAGCACUCCAGGACUGUUUUGUUUUUCUUUGCUGCAGCACUCCUUCCUCAUACCUACCCUCAGUAGGAGGUGUUUCAGUGGUAAAGAAGGAAGAGAGGUGUGUCACUCUCCUUGCCUUGUUUGUUUGUUUUUGUUUUUUGAAGCCCUCCAGAAUCCCUCUCUCCCCACUGUGCUCCAGAGUGGUCACUUUGAAAAGUUUCCAUACCAGGGUUGGGGUCCCUACUGCUGCUGUUAUUCAACCCUUUUUCUGCCUCUUAAUCAUUCGGGUUCUUGUCUAACUCUGCACAUGGUUGUUAGGUAAUACAUGUGAAAACUUUGCAGUGUAUUUGAUUGAGAUUAGCAUCCAUAAAGUGACGCAUAAAAAUGUAAUGCCCUAGAGCCUGCUUAUUAUGAUUAUUAUGAUUAUUAUCAUUAUUAUUAUUAUUAUUAUUAUUAUUAUUAUUAUUAUUAUUCCCAGAACUUGUUCUAUGUUUCUGUGUCGUAUCACAAACUUCCAUGUUUGCUGUACAAUGGUGCUUCAAGGAAUGAGCUGUACCGAGUCCAACAGAUGUAAAACUUUUCAGUGGUGGAAUGUUCAGCAUUAAUAUAGAAAUGUGAUUGUAUAAAGCAAACUUGAUUUUUUUUUUUUUUUUUUUUUCCGUUGUACAAGGUUGCCAUUUGUACCUGUCCUGCACCAUGCAUUUCUAUUUUCUGAAUGUGCUGUAAUGUUGUACAUGUCGAUCAGUCCCCUGAUAAUGCUGCUGAAAUCAUUGCCUGUGUCACUGAUGUUAAUUCUGAAAUAGCCAUACCAUUGGUUAAUGACAGGCACGGUCUCUGCACACUGGCUGAGACUGAGAUUUUAGGGCCGUGUCAUAGUUUCAGAUUGGACCCUAACCUUGCUGACCAGCCAUAAAGAGGAGCCACUGAGAACUUUCUGGUUUACAGAGAAUCAUGGGAGAUGAACCUGAUUAAGUUCAGGGGGAUUGAAUUGGGGGGGGGAGAGAGAAACUUGAUGUCACUUUGGAAAAGCCUGAUGUCACUUUGUAUGGUUUGAUUGACUUGGUUAUUUGCCUUUUUUUUUUUUUUUUUUUUUUUUUUUUUUCCCCCCCUUUGGCUGUUUUUUGGGGUGUGUGUCAGAUUGUUUGCUGUUGUAUUUGCUUUUAUUUUGAGGACUGAGUUCUCCCUGUACCAGUCUGUCACCCUACUCAACCUGCAAAGAUUUUUUUUUUUUUUUAAGUAUUCCAUGUUUGUUUUAACCCCUAGCUCUCUUCCUUUCCUCCACCCCUCUCCGUCCUCCGAUCUGGCAGAGGGCAGUGUUUGCCAAAGCUGUCAUUCAUGCUUUGAAGUGGGUUAAACCAACUACCACACGCCGCAGAAACUCUCUACACCAGCUUCCAGCCUUAAAAGCCCCCCUACCUCUUACCCACCCUGCAGGAGACUGAGGCAUCAGAUACCUCACAGAUGAUCAAGAGUAUUGGGAGUUGCACAGGACCCUGUAAGUGGCUAGAUUUCAGAUGCUCGACAGACUUCAUUCAGCUCUUCUGGAUCCACCCAAAACUCUUAGAGUGGGAGUGUAAGAUGAACAGUGCCUGGUGACUGCUCUGACUCUCCAUUCUUAGGGAGGGGAAAACAAAAAGCCACCUCCUUCUCUCCCACCGCCUUUCUCUCUCUUGCUUUUACACUCCCAGACCCUCCCCCCCCCCCCCCCCCCCCCUCCCCGCCCUCCCCGCAAGCUGACAGACUGGAUAUUAAAGAACUGAUGUGAUGAAUGAUGCUGAAACUCUGCAUGGAGAUGGGAAGGUGGUUGGAUAGUUAUGGGAGACCUGUGGGUUCCAGAUGUGUACAAUGCUCAUGGGAAAUAUCUGCUUAAAUAAAAACAGAAGUGAUGAUUAAAACUGGAAAUCUGAAUCA